CUCUGAAGCCUUCAUCUCUUUGAUCGGGAAAUCCUUGUGAAUUUUCUGCUUGUUUUCUCGGAGUGAUUGGGUAUUGGAUAGAUAAUCUGGCUGUUUGGGUUCUUUAGCGGCCUUUUCUGCCUUGUGAUUUUGCUAUCCAGUUUGAAUUUUCAGCUCUCUUUCAUGUUGACUUGCUUUCAUGCCGCGAUUUGGGGUUUUCUGAUGUUUUCUGUUUUAGUUUGAAGCUGAUUGGUGGAAAUGGCAGUUUCGGCUUCUGAUUCUUGAGUUUGUGUAAUCUGUCUUGGAAUUCUUCCAUAUAUAACUUGCUCUCAUUUUGUCUGAAUUUGCUAUUUUGGGUCUGCCGUGAUGCAGCUUUGAAUUGUGUGAGCUUGGAGCAUUUGGCUCCAAGUUUGGACAGUGAUACAUUCCUGAUUGAGAGUAUAUGUUGUACUUAGCAUUGAUUAAAAGCUGGAAGUGGCGUUGGUGAUUGAGUCGGUUUUAGAUGGAUGAUGGUGGGCACCGGGAAAAUGGCAGGCAUAAGCUGCCACAGGGUCAGUGGCUGAUGCAGCAUCAGCCAACAAUGAAGCAGAUAAUGGCCAUCAUGGCCGAAAGGGAUGCAGCCAUACAAGAGAGGAAUUUGGCACUUUCUGAAAAGAAGGCUGCCUUGGCUGAGCGGGACACUGCUAUCCUACAACGAGAUACAGCUAUUGCUGAGCGAAACAACGCCAUAAUGGAACGGGACAACGCUAUUGCCACUCUUCAGUAUCAUGAGAGCUCGAUGAAUACUGGUAGUAUGUCUCCAUGUCCCCCUGGAUGCCAAAUUUCACGGGGAGUGAAACACAUGCACCAUCCCCAACAGCAUGUUCAGCACCAGCCGCAUAUGGUUGAAGCUGCAUAUAACUCGAGGGACAUGCACAUGAGUGAUACCAUGCCCAUGUCACCACCUGCUCCCGAGCCUGCAAAGCCAAGGCGGAACAAAAGAGCUAAAGAAGCUAAGCCAGCAACAUCUAGUAAAAAGACUUCGAAACCAUCCAAGAGAGUUAAGAAAGAAGGCGAAGACCUGAACAAGACGAUGUGGAAGGGCACACAAGAAAUGGGUAGUGCAAGCGAUGAACUUAACAGACAAAUGUGCGUGUCAAAGCCAGAUUGGAAGGAUCAGGACCUGGGGUUGAACCAAGUGGCUUUUGAUGAAUCAACUAUGCCAGUCCCGGUUUGUUCAUGCACCGGAGCUCUAAGGCCUUGCUACAAAUGGGGAAAUGGUGGCUGGCAAUCAUCCUGCUGCACAACCAAUUUAUCGAUGUAUCCUCUUCCAACAGUUCCUAACAAGCGACAUGCCAGAAUUGGUGGUCGGAAAAUGAGUGGCAGUGCAUUUACCAAGCUACUUAGCCGCCUCGCUGCUGAGGGCCAUGAUCUAUCAAAUCCAGUUGACCUGAAGGAGCACUGGGCAAAGCAUGGAACAAACCGCUACAUCACCAUCAAAUAAAUGGUUCUGAAAUACUUAAAAUUAAUGAGAGAAUAUCUUUAGCAAGCAUUUUAUAUGUUAAGAUAUGACUCAACUGCUCAAAGUGAAGUGUCUAAGGCUUGGAGCCUCUAUGCAAGUAACUAGAGAUAACUGUAAAGCAAGUCUAUUUUGGAUGAUGUGUCAAGUUAGAUAACAAUUCAGUGUAAUAUUGGCUGUUUAGCAUAUUGUGCUUCUAUUACUUGUCAUUUUCUUGUCUUGUCUAUAAAUUUGUGUUACUCUUA
Molecule: messenger RNA, 1722 nt
Organism: Ipomoea triloba (trilobed morning glory)
Lineage: Eukaryota; Viridiplantae; Streptophyta; Magnoliopsida; Solanales; Convolvulaceae
Product: protein BASIC PENTACYSTEINE6
Exons: 4
Coding region: 482-1462 (326 amino acids)
Biological process (GO): response to ethylene
Cellular component (GO): nucleus
Molecular function (GO): DNA-binding transcription factor activity; sequence-specific DNA binding
Source: RefSeq, a predicted model, not a curated record